AUGGCGUCAAAGAGCGGCUGGACCGAGUCUACGGAUAACUUCGCCACGGUGCAGAGGGUCGAGACCCCGAACGCCCUGGUGGUGGGAUCGACGCAGUUGUUCGAGGGAGGAGUCAUUCGAUUUGUGCCUAUGCCCACGCCGGAUCCCAAGGAUCCCCUGAACUUGCCGAACUGGAGGAAAUGGACGUCCAUUGGCGCACUCUGCUUCUUCGGCUCUCUCGCCCUCGCGGCUGAGUUCAUCGUCGGUGCCCUGGUACCUGUGUUUGUGCUGGAGUACUCUGGCAUCGACCCUCACAUCCUCAGUCAGAUCGAUAUCUCGGCCUUGAACAAGCCCGGCGAAGUCAACCUCGACCCCGUCAAGCUGCUUGCUGGUCUCGGUGGACCGCCCCUGUACCAGGUCGCCCUGCUGGCCUCCGUCCCAUUGCUCGUCAACGGACUUAGCUCCUACCUUCUUGUACCGCUCUCGGUCGCCGUUGGCCGUCGCCCUGUGCUUCUGCUCUCCGGUUUCCUGGCAUGGACUGGUGGUCUCUGGGCAGGUUUCUCCCAGGGACUCGGCAGCCAUUUGGCUGCUCGUUGCUUCCAGGGAUUCGGUGCGGGUGCCGUCGAGGCUCUGAUUCCUCUCAUCAUUCAGGACAUGAUGUUCAUCCAUCAGCGCAAUAAGGCCAUCUCUUCCGUCGGUGCCUCCCAAGGCCUCCUGAUUGUGAGCUUGGGUAUCAUGAGCCCCAUCAUUGUUUCCCGCCUCUCUUGGCGCUUCAUCUACUGGAUCACCUCCGGCGUUGGUGUGCUUGCCUGGAUUGGUCUUAUCCUGCUCGUGCCUGAGACCCGCUGGAUUCGCAACGACGAUGAGCUCGCUGGUAAGGAGGUCUACCCCCUGCGCCCUGGCGAAACCCGUCCCCGCAUCGACGAAUCGACCUUCCGCCCUCGCUCCAACUGGGACGAGUUCGGCAUUUUCAACUACGGCUAUGAGUGGAAGGAGGCCAAGCAGUCCGUCAUUGACAUGUUCAAGACGACCCUGUUCCCCAACAUCAUCUGGGUCAUCAUCAUCAACUCCAUUCUCGUCUCCAUGCAAGGUGCCGCAGGUCAGGUCGGUUCGUCACUCCUGAUUGCCGCCGGCUGGAAGUUCGAGACGCUCGGUUUCGCCGUCAUCCCCAUUGUCAUCGCAAGUCCGUUCGUCUGGUUCUUUGGUGGCUACGUUGCCGAUAAGAUUUCCAACUACAUGGCGAAGCGAAACGGAGGUCGACGUGAGCCCGAGGCUCAUCUCAUCAGUUUGGUGUUCCCGCUCCUGGCUUCCAUCGUUGGCCCGAUCCUUUUCGGUUACGCCGGCGAGAACAUUCGAAGUCUGCCUUCUAUCGUCGUGCUUGUCUCCAUCUUCUUGAUCGGAUUCGGUUUGUUGACUGCCAACACCAUCUUCGCCGUCUACUUGGUUGAGAGUUAUCCCCGUUUUGCAGGACCCGUCCUGGUCAACGUCUCUUCAUCCCGUCUCAUCAUCGGUUUCAUCAUGUCAUUCAACGUCACUACCUGGAUCGAGGAUCUCGGAUUCUUGAAGAACUUUGGCAUUUACAGCGCCGCGCUCGCGGGUGUUUCGAUGCUGUUGCCCGUCAUGUACAAGUACGGCAAGCCCAUGCGCGCCUGGACCGCCGGCCGCCUCGAGCCCAAGGUCGCCCCGGCCAAGACGCUCGAAGACGACGACGACGACCGGUACUGGAACAACGAGCGGCCGCAGUGGCAGGACGAGAAGAUGGGUACCCCCAUUGGCAUCGCCCGGCCGAUGUAA
Molecule: messenger RNA, 1773 nt
Organism: Colletotrichum phormii
Lineage: Eukaryota; Fungi; Ascomycota; Sordariomycetes; Glomerellales; Glomerellaceae
Product: major facilitator superfamily transporter
Exons: 6
Coding region: 1-1773 (590 amino acids)
Biological process (GO): transmembrane transport
Cellular component (GO): plasma membrane
Molecular function (GO): transmembrane transporter activity
Source: RefSeq, a predicted model, not a curated record